This is a messenger RNA of Peronospora farinosa, 813 nucleotides long. The record is from the annotation of a GenBank genome assembly. NCBI's taxonomy places the organism in Eukaryota, Oomycota, Peronosporomycetes, Peronosporales, Peronosporaceae.
AUGGAGUCCAUCGUCGCGGCCUACGGGGGAUCAUCGUCGGAGCUAUCGGACGCUGCUUCACCAGCCUCAUCCCAAAGUGAAGCAGAAUGCACGGCAACAGAUGAGUCUACGGGUGAUGGUGGCAUGCGGUCUGGCCUGAAGCGAAAGCGUUUUGAUGAACCGCAGCGGAAGCGUGCAUUUUCUCACGUGGAUGGCAAUUGGCCAAGCCACGUACGAAUUAACAUUCCAGUUGACCAGGAUCUUCGUGAGUUGGCUAGAGAAGCAAUAGAUCGCACGCAAAAGGCUGUCGGUAAGGCGGUAGCAUUGGUGGCGUUUGAGGAGCUUGGCUUGGGCAAGUAUCCAGCUACAAGCGAAAACCCUGAACUGCAUUUGAGUCUUUCGCGACCGUUUGUGCUCAACUACGACCAGAUCAAUGUUUUCGUUGACUCGCUCCGUGCCGCACUCAAAUGGCGAGAACGUUUCAGCGUCACUCUUUGCCGCACACUUGUGCUAGUGAAUGAUAAUAAGACGCGCUCGUUCCUAGCGCUUCGUGUUGUGAAAGGAGAAGAUGAAUUCGUGAAAGUGCUGCGCUGCGUGGAUGCAUGCCUUGCGCGAUUCAAACAACCUAUAUACUACAUGGAUCCUAUUCCGCAUGUUAGUAUCGCAUCCUCAAUGGGCGAAGAGCUAGCGCAACUAACAUCGGACCAAUGUGAAAGCCUCCAAAUUUUAUCACCGGAACGGCAGCAUAUGACAACGUCACGUUCGUUUACGACAAGCGUAGCAGCAGUCCACGUUGCCAUUGGCAACAAACACUACGACAUCCCACUCCGCUAA